GACUGGCGACAAAGUUGUCACUUGGAAUUGAAUGCUGCAAUUAUACAUUUUUAAUGGGGCUUUUUCACAUUUUCCCCCCGAUGCCGGAUUUAUCCUCGCUGGCCAGGCCGGCCGGGUUUGUUCCUAUUUAACGCCUUCCUGCUGCCUGUCUCGCUCCGCCACCGAUCUGCUUUCGUCCGCUGUGAAUUCCGGAUCGCCGCCUGCCUGCCUGCCUGCCUGCCGCUAUGGCGUCGGAGGUCGUCGCCGUGGGGGAAUUGCCUCUCCUACUUCCUAUAAAGACCGCGCUGGGCGGCGGGGAGAAGAUCGCCGCGGCGGUGGGUGAAGGCGGCGGCGAAGAGGAGGGCGGGUGCGUCACUCCCAAGUCGGAGCAGCACGUCCUCAAGCCGCCCACCGUGUGCCCGCCGGCACCCAAGAAACCGAAUCCGGCAAAGAGAUCGGCGUCCGCGGCGCCGAAUUGCAAGGAAUUCUUCGUCGUGCCUCGGGACUUGACCUCGAUCUUCAUCCCUAUCCCUCCGAAGAAGAGGAUUCGCCUAAUCUGAUCCGGUUCUGCUUUCUCCUCUUUCUCUCUCUCUCUCUGUAUUAUCCUCCCUGUUUUCUCUUAAAUUUCUUGUGUGGUAAAAAUUGAAUUUUUCUUCCUAUUGAAAUCCCCACUUUGUAUAAGGUCGAGGGAACGUAUCCUCCCGAUCACGCUUCAUUGUGUAAAUUUUACAUUCUUUUCUUGUGUAAUCUUUACCAGGAAUUCUUCUCCUGUCGUUGAAUUCUCUUCAAAUUUAGAAUUUUGUCUUUCAGAAUCCUGUUCUCAAACUAGAAUUCUGCAAAAUCUGUUCCAAAAUCUGAGUUUUGCUCCUGCUGAUGGAUCAUUCCUGCAGCUCGGAGCUAAAUUGCCUCGUCUUAGAAAUAUUUCUUUUCAGGUUCCAAGGAACAUACCGACCUGUCAGAUUACCAUCACGCCCUCCAUCCACUGUUUUGUUGUCUUCCAUUGCAACGUGAUUCUUGGUGCAAAUUGGGAUCCAAUGGAAGACUUUAGAGCUGUUAAGGUAAUGCUCGGGAGGGCAUAAUUAGCACAUGAUGGAAGGCAGUUAAAAGCUGCCAUGAGCCAGUGGCACAAGCUCGAUCACGCUUUGGCUUCCAAUCCAAGCAAGGUCUUCCCUCUUCCAACACCCCACGGUGCCAACGGAAUGGCCCGAUAAAAGGAGAAGAAGAUCAUGAAGGAAGCACAAUGAUCAGCACUGUAACUUCUCUCUGUUUCUUUCAUUUCUACCGCUGCGCACAGACAUGUGGCAGAAGGCGACAAAGCUACUGCCGCCGGAGUCGGCGGGGUUUGGUUGGCAAACUGCACCGUGAAUUCUGUGGCAAAAAUAAAAUGACGGCUUGGGGAAAGAGUAGUAGCAGGCCUGGUUACUGCGUACAGACAAGAGGAGGAAUCGUGUGGAAGGGAAAGUUUUUUUUUUCUUUAAUCCAAGCUAUAAAAAAUUAUUACUGGCUAUCAAAGCAAUCAUCGUUUUUGGAGGUCUAUUCAUUUGGAAAGUUUUGAGGUAA
Molecule: messenger RNA, 1539 nt
Organism: Zingiber officinale
Lineage: Eukaryota; Viridiplantae; Streptophyta; Magnoliopsida; Zingiberales; Zingiberaceae
Product: cyclin-dependent protein kinase inhibitor SMR6-like
Exons: 1
Coding region: 225-539 (104 amino acids)
Source: RefSeq, a predicted model, not a curated record